Panicum hallii is the source of this 1433-nucleotide messenger RNA. Its product is annotated as translation initiation factor IF-2-like. The coding region runs from base 311 to 1120 and encodes 269 amino acids. The transcript has a single exon. Lineage: Eukaryota; Viridiplantae; Streptophyta; Magnoliopsida; Poales; Poaceae. The record is from RefSeq and is a predicted model, not a curated record.
CACGUAAAAAAAAACCCCCACAAGUGACGUGACGACCGCAACGCGCGAGCCGUAGAACCUUCCUGCGCCCGCGCGCGCCUAGCCGUUGACCCGACCCAGUCCGGCGACCACCCCUCCCUUCCCCGGCGCGUCACACACCCCCGGCCCCGACCGACGCGCGCCGAGCCGCAACGGCGACCGCGCUGGGCUACUGCGGCAGCGAGCACUGUAUAAAACCCAGCCGCCACCGCCCGCCCAGCGCCCACAACCCAGUCGCGCCGCGAGACCCAACGCGCGCGCUCCCUUCCUCCCCCCACCCGCCCCUCCCCAAAUGGAGCGGCCGCACCAAGCUGCUGCGGCGGUGGCUGUGGCCGCGGAGCGGACCAUGGAGAUAUACGACGCCUGCUGGUUCCGCCGCCUCGUGCUGCUCCCGCCCCCCGCCCCCGCGGCGGCGGCGCCGGAGCGCGAGGCGGACCGCCCGCCGGCGGGGCCGGUUCCCUCGUCGAGCCCCACGGCCCCCGCCGGCGGCGGGCUGCGGCACCGGCGGACGCGGAGCGACGAGGCCACCGCGGCCGCGUUCCAGGGCCUGGAGCCGCUCAGGCUCCCCGACAGCGGCAACCGCGCGCGGCUCGACACCAUCCUCUCGGGCAAGGACGGCCUCGUCGCGGCCGCGCCGCAGCCGCCGCCGGAGAGGAGGAGGCCGGAGGCCCGGCGGCCUGCCGGGAGCGGGCGGCGGCGGCGGCGGCGCGGGCGGAGCAUGUCGGAGCUGGAGUUCGAGGAGGUCAAGGGCCUGCAGGACCUCGGCUUCACCUUCUCCGACGCCGAGGUGGACGCAGAGCUCGCGUCCAUCGUGCCGGGCCUGCGCCGGAAGCGGUCCGAGGAGGAGAACCGGGCCGCCGCAUCGGCUCCUGCGGCGCCGCGGGACGCGCCGUCGUCCUCCGCCCUGCCGGUGGAAGCCGCCGCGCCAGCCGCCCAGGCGCCGAGGAGGCCGUACCUCUCGGAGGCGUGGGACGACGAGGAAGAAGAAGCAGAGGUCAGGAGGGCGCUGCGGAACUGGCGGAUCCCGCCGCCCGGCGACGGGAACGACCUCAAGGAGCACCUCCGGAUGUGGGCGCACACCGUGGCCUCGGCCGUCCGGUGACGCCCGCCGCCGUGAGCAGUGAAGGCCCAUCCCAGGUCUUCCCUUUUUGAUUGAUCCACAAACACACCAUUAGUGGUUGCCAAGUUUGGUGACAAAAUCAAGUGUAAAUAUCUCAGCGACGUGCUUGUACAUCAUUUCUUCAGGUUUUGAGCAUCUAUCUAGUAUUCUAGUGUGUAAUAGUCUAGAACCACGAAAGUGGAAAUCUUUUGCAAGAAACAAAAGGAAAUGAACACGUGAAAAACUAAAGGAGAAUGGAAGAAGAUGAUUUCAUCUGGGAAAUGAGAGAGAGAUCUGAUCUGAACUAUUCCUAUCA